UACACAUUUUAUUUAAAAACACAUAUUAGUAAAUUUUGAAAAAUGUCUGAUGAAUAUGCUUGUGUAUCAAAAAGUAAAUUAAAACUUAAAAAUGAUGGUGGCAUCAAAAAGAAAAAGAAGAAAAGUAAAGACAAAGAUAAGGACAAGGAACGUGAAGCAUUACAGCAAACACUGCAGCAACAACAGAGUAGUGGUUCCAAAGCAAAACCAGAGCGCCAGUUAACCAAAGCUGAAUUAGCUUUUAAACAACAGCAGGAAAAAAUGCGCAACAAACGUAUAAUGGAUAAGGCCUCAACUACACACAAGGAGCGGGUAGAAAAGUUUAAUGAACAUUUGGAUUCUUUAACCGAACACUUUGAUAUACCCAAAGUGUCCUGGACAAAAUAAAAAAAAUUUUAUUAUACUAUAAUUUCUCUAGAAUUUUAUUAUUUUUCAUUUCACCUAAGUUUAAUUUUUAAAAAUAUUCACAAAAUUUAAAACAAUUAUAUUUAAUUAAUGUUUUCAAAUAAUAAAUAACAAAGAAAUAAAACAACUUUGCAAACAUCUAGAUGGUUAAGAUAGAAAUCGAUUUGAAGAAACCUCAA
Molecule: messenger RNA, 584 nt
Organism: Lucilia cuprina (Australian sheep blowfly)
Lineage: Eukaryota; Metazoa; Arthropoda; Insecta; Diptera; Calliphoridae
Product: protein FAM32A
Exons: 2
Coding region: 43-387 (114 amino acids)
Cellular component (GO): nucleolus
Source: RefSeq, a predicted model, not a curated record